This is a messenger RNA of Schistocerca serialis cubense, 3764 nucleotides long. RefSeq names its product F-box only protein 42 (gene Fbxo42). The transcript is spliced from 8 exons. The record is from RefSeq and is a predicted model, not a curated record. Lineage: Eukaryota; Metazoa; Arthropoda; Insecta; Orthoptera; Acrididae. The coding region runs from base 330 to 2252 and encodes 640 amino acids. Gene Ontology annotation, molecular function: protein binding.
UGUUUAGCGAUGCCAGACGCUACAGAAGUGUUGUUGCCUAUUUAGAAGUAAAUGUGCCAAUAAUAACCACUAUCAACAUGCAUCAGUCACCAAGAACUGAGCUUUGCCGGUAGAAGCUGAUGAAUGUGUUUACACGUGCCGAAAAAUUAAAAGAUCGCGGGAAGUUGGUACUUUGUUAACAGAAUGCAGUUGCAAAUCUCGAUGAGAUGGCGCUAAAAGCAGUUUACAUUGUGUGUUUACAAGUGGUGGCUCAAAAGUGAUGAAGCGAUUUAGUUUCCCCGGCUAAAAGUUGCAAUGUACUUAAUAUAUGCCGAAAUUUGACAGCAAAAAUGUCAUCCUCUCUCACUGCUGUGCCCGUGAACAGAUACGAAAGGUCAAUAGAUGAUCUUCCUGAUGAAGUUUUGGAAUAUAUUCUUAGUCUUGUUCCCCCAUACAAAGACUUAGAAGAAUGUUCCGUUGUUUGUAGACGAUGGCAUAAAGCUGUAAAAAAUGUUAUUCGCCAUACACAGAAGAAGUUUAAUCGGUCUGUGACGGAGUUCCUCAUAGAAUGUGAAGAAUUAACUCCUGAGGCGUACACACCAUCUAUUACCAAAAGAUAUUCACAUUCUGCAUGCUUUUGUGGUAAUUCAAUGUAUGUGUUUGGCGGAUGUACUUCCACAAGCACAACUUUUAAUGACUUAUGGCGACUUGAUCUUGACAAGCGGCAAUGGGUGAGGCCUCUAACUAUGGGGUCAUAUCCUUCACCUAAGGCAUGUGCUACAAUUGUUUGUUAUAAGGAUACCUUAAUCCUUUUUGGAGGCUGGACUCAUCCAUCUCCUUAUCCACUCCACCAGGGCUGGCGACUUUUCAAUGAGUUACACAUUUACUAUAUCAGCUGCAAUCGAUGGAGAGCCAUAAAUAGUACUACUGCACCACCUGCAAUGGCUGGUCACUCUGCUUCCGUCCUUGGUGAAACAAUGGUGGUUUUUGGUGGACUGCAAAAGACCCAUUCAUUAGGACAAUACGUGAGUUCAAAUGAUGUUUGGUGCUUUGAUAUGGAUGACAUGCUGUGGAGCAAAAAGGCAACUACGGAACUAAAACCGCAUGUUCGAUAUGGACAGUCACAACUGACUUUGGAUGACAGCAGCAUUUUAAUACUGGGUGGCUGUGGCGGUCCGAAUAUGGUUUUCAGUGAUGUCUGGCUGCUCACUGCCACUGAACCUGUGUGGACGUGGCUGGAGGUUCAAGUAGAAAAUCCUCAGUGGUCUGCCUCUCAUAUGUGGUGUCAUCCAGCCUGUAAGAUUGGCCAGCAAGUUGUGGUAUUCAGUAGAAAUCCUGUAUCUAAUGCACCUGCACCCCCAUAUUCACCGCAGUGGAAUAGGCCUUCAGUCUGCCGUGUCAACACUGUACAGCCUAUUCGUAGAAUGGAGGAUGGAACAGAAGUGCCAAGAAACACCGAAAAUACAUCGGAUAAAGAAUUUAAUGUCAAUGGCCGAAGAGGAAGUCUGACAACGAGACAUGCAAGUAACACACAACCAAAUGCAUCUACAAGCUCAAGCAGUGGUGAUGAAAGUGAUCCUGAAAGCCUUUGUCAACAAAGGCUAACUAGUGGUUCUCAGAGUGAUCUCAGUGCAAGUCAUUCCACUUCAAAGACAGUAAAAAAUUCUGAAGCAAAUAAUCAACAAAAAUUGAGAUUGGGGGCUUCCAAAAAGUAUGAGAAUCCUGAAAAUUUGUCAAUGGGGAUGCCAGUUUGCCGCGAGCCUGAAAAUUUAGAUUCUAAUAUGUGCCGAAGAAUUGGAAAUAUGGUAGCAUUUCGAGAUCAUGAUACAUCUAGAAGUAAUGUCAACACAAAUAGGCAAAGACAGUUAGAAUCAUUACGUCGAAUGGAAGAAAGACUACUUAGCUUGUCACGCAGAAGCAACAGUUCAUCCUCUGGCGCUGCGAAAGCUGAAGAGACAAGUAAAUCAACCGACACACCUGCAUUUGUAAGGAGAAGGCUUCCACCUUCAAAGUCAUCAAUGUCAAUGUAUGUUUUAGAUAUUUCAAAUGUCCUUUCACACUGUGUUGUGAGAUGGUUGCCUGUUAAGGAAAAUAGAGGGCCUGAAGAAAUGAUUUUGUAUACUUUAGUCGCAGGUAAAGGUGAACUCAUUAUGUUUGGUGGUAUUCAAAAAGAUGCAACUUCCAUUGCUGCUAGUGCCCAGCAGUCAUCUUAUGGAUCAAAUACAGUCUCAAAUUCUCUCUACUUCAUUACGUCACCAAAAGGAAUCAUUUAAUUCUAUUCAAAAAUAAUAAGAGUACUCGGAAGACUGCAGGCACGAAACACUUAUAUCUGUGUUAAGAGACUUAUUUAUUUUUAUGUUAUGUUUUGUUCCUUUUUCUCUUUUUUUACCCUCCUAUAAAAUACUGCUGAUGGAAGAAAUUCUUUUCACAGUUUGUAAAUAUUGAAAAUUAUGGCACAGAAAAAGUUAAAAUUAAAUAAAGAAAUGAGUGUAAACAUUUGAUGUUAAGUCUAUGGAUAUUUUCGGACAUAUAACAUGUGCAGCUGUACAACAAAUAAAGUAUUGUCAUAAAAUAAUCUGAAUUAAUUAACUCAUAUGAUCUUAACGUAGUUACGGGGAUUCCACCCCAAGGUCUUGCUUUUUGAAGGCUGAUGCAAAGACAGUAACCACUUUCAAGUUUUUGCUUCUACUUUUUUGGUGUCACAUUAUGAUACUUUUUAGAGCUUUAAUCUAAGAAGGUUUUAAAUCUUUAAACACAAACCGUUCCAUCUUAUGAGCUUCAGUAUUGAUUAUUUGCCACAUACUGAAUCUGCAUUUCAAUAGGUGUGUGUGUGUGUGUGUGUGUGUGUGUGUGUGUGUGUGUGUGUGUGUGUGUGUAUGUUCCAAAGAGACAAGGUGGUGGGCCAGUACUUGCUUUCAGAAGGCAAAAUUGGAUGUACUGCACUGUACAGAAACACUUAAAUGUAGAGUAUACUAUUCCUAGCCUUCCGAACUUGUUCUCUCCUUUCCCAGGAAAGAAAGAAGCAUUGAUUGGUUAGGAGAAGAUUGGAAAGGAUGGGCAGGUCACUCAGAACAUAAAUUGAGAGGACACACCUUUUGUGUGGAGCCAUUCACACUCUUUGUAAUUUAACAUUUUUCUCAACUGAAUUUUCUCAUAUAUGUACGAAGAAUAGCAGGCUGGAAAUGAGCUGGCUAAAAAUGAGUGUAAUAGGUUGGCCACAUUAAUACAUGAUAUGAAAUUGUGUCUCUCUGUAAAACAAAUUAGUAAAUUAGUACUAGUGCAAUCUCUGGUGUUCAUGAUUUUUACUUACAGCACCAUAUUGACUGUUUUCCAAUUAGAGACCAAAUUAUAAUGCUUGUAGUGACUAUUUAAAUUUGGGUCAGCUUAAAGAAUAUGUUAUGUGUGACCUGUACGAACCAGCUGCUAUCAGUUCAGUGACAAUUGCUGAGAGUAUAAAGUGCCAAAUCCUACACAGUAAAAUUAUAUAUGUUAUUUUGCUUUAAUUUUAAUGCUUUCAAAUAACUAGUGUCGUAUACUCUUAGUUGUUAUACAAUUAUAACUAUGUUCAAAACAUGUACGUUCUUAGAUAUGAAUUACAGUAUAAUGAUGUGUAGUUUCUCUAGAAUUACAAUAGUAUAAACAAAAAACAGUGCCUGAUCAGGUAAAUAGAGAAGGUAUAUCAGUGGCAAAUAUAUGUGCAUUUGAAGUGGCAGUAAAUUUUUAUAGAUAAACUGGGAUGGAUUUAUGAAAUUUUUGUUGCACGUAAGAGUAUUUUUGCUUUUGGA